AUGGCGCUGUCCAAGCGACCGCUCACCAAGGAUACACCCUUGGUCGAAAGCAACAACAACAACAACUGCAACAACAACAACAACAACAAUAGCGGUAGCAACAAAUAUAAUGAUGAACACGAAACGGCAAUCAAACGCAAAAAGCGUUGCAGUCGCGAUGAUGAGUCAACCAACAACAAUAAUAACAACAACAGUAACAACAACAACAACAACAACAGUCAGAAUAGCAACAACAAAUAUGAAGAGAAGAGCGCAACGGCCAGCACACUGCCUCAGAAGAAGCGACAAUUGGCCGGCGGUGCUACAACAGCAACAACAGCGACGACAACAGGAGCAACAGCUACCCCCACACUCACAGCCAAGCUGAACGCCACAGGCGCCGCCGAUGCCGAUCAGGACGAUGAGACGCUAAUAAGAGAGACACAGGCGGCGCUUAAGAGCCUCUCCGGCAGCUGGCCAGAUGCCAGAGGCAAUCUGUAUCGGCUGCAGGAGCAGGACGAGAAUCCGCCGCCCUUCCAGAACCUCUUCGAGGAGAAACAAAAACAAAAGGAGAACGAUCAGGCUCAUCUAAAUUCCCACGCACAUGUCCAAGCCCAAUCCCAUGCCCAUGCCCAUGUCCAUGCCCAUGCCCACAUCCAUGGCCAUGGUCAUGUGGUUGGGGAUGAGCGGCUGAAGAAAUCGAACGGGGCGACAGCCGCCGCUGCCUUCUCGCAGGCGGCGUCCGCCUUCAAGCCGCCCAAUCCCGAUCUGAUCAAACGCAACGGCCAUCUGAGCAGUUAUGCGGGCACGCCCUACACAACCACCGCCUACAAUGCGGCAGCGGCCGCUGCAGCGGUUGCUGAAUCCGCCGCCGGUCUCGCCUAUUAUGGCUACACAGCCCAGCAUGCUGCUGCGGCGAUGGCAGCCGCCAGUCACCAUCAGCACGCGGCUGCUGGUGCGGCCAAUGGCGGCGGUGGUGGUGGCAUGGAUGUCAAUGGGUGUCUGCUGCCGCCACCGCCGCUACCGCCGCGUGGCACCAGUAGCUUCGACAUUGCCACACAUAUCGGCGGCACGACGGCCAACGAUGAGAAAUCGGCCGCCGCCAAACUGUCCGCUCUGAAGGAGACGGGCACGGGCUCGAGCGGUUCCGGUUCCGGUUCUGGUUCGGGUGCGGGAGCCAAACAGUAUACCAUAUUACAGCCGGCGGGCGUUGGCAGUCGGGCGGCCUCAGUGAUGCAGGAUAUAGCGCGCGAGGGCGUCCUGGGCGUGUCGCUGGUGGCGCCACCCUCGACGCCCGCCCCCAGCUACUCGCCCGGCAGUCAGAAUCGUGUGUUGGCUUUGCACGAGCAAAUUCUGAAAUGCCCCACACCCGGUUGCAACGGACGCGGCCACGUUCAGGCACAUCGCAGCGUGCAUCGCAGUCUUUCCGGUUGUCCUAAGGCUCUAAAACGCACAACUAAUGCCAAGCUGGUCCGAUUUAAAGUGAUUCCCAUAGAAACGGGCAUUGCCGAGGCUCAAUCCCAGGCCCUGGCCCAGGCCCAGGCCCAGGUCCAAGUGCAGGUGCAGGUCCCGGCCCUGGACGACGUCGAUGCCGAUGCUAAUGAUGAGUGCGAGUCGCAGCCCAAGGGUACAACGGUCGAAGCCGUGGACAGCACAUUGAAGUCGGGCAUUGCCGUCGAGCACGAGAAGGAGUUACAUCCUUUGGACAAACUAAAAAUCACAUCGAGCCAAUAUCUGAACAACAACAACAGCAACUGCAUCAACAAUAACAGCAGCAGUAGCAGCAGUGGAAGCACCAUGUCAAUUAUAAAAUCGGAAUACAGUCCCGUAGCAAGCAUCAAGUCCGAGUACAACAAGAGUCCGAUGCAUUUGUAUCUGACGAGCGAUGCGAAUGGCGUCGGGGCUGGCGCCGGCACAGGACCACGCUCCGUAGUCGCACCCAGUAGUGCGCAGAACUCCAGCAGCGCGCGCAGCAGCGGCGCCUCAGUCGUGCCCGCCACACCUGGCACAGCGGCCGACGGCAGUCAGUCCGGCCAGGGCGGCCAAACGCUAUCCAACGCCGAUUUGCAUGCGACGCAUUUGAGCGGCGUCCGAAGUGCUCCCAGUAACGAGCUAACCCGUUUCCAGCAACAACAACAGCAACAGCAACAACAACAUACGCUUCAUCAGCAACGCGGUCCCUUCAUUGAGGGUAACGCCACACUAAUGAGUGCCGGCGAUGCGGCCGAGACUGCGGGCUAUCAUACCGAUCCCCAACAGCAGCAGGCGGAGGAGCAGCGUCAGCAGCAGCAGCAACAGCAACAACAACAGCAGCAUCAGCAGUACGAGCAAAUGCGGUACGGACACAGCCACAGCCACAAUCACACGCUGGCCCUUGCCCCCGUCGAUAGUGUGGCCGUCGAUAAAUCGCCCUAUGUGGGUAGCGAGCUGCUGGCGAGCGCCGAUGGCAGUGCCAGCGAGCUGUCGCCGAGCGCUCGUAGUGCCUAUGCACCGAAUCCGCCCGCAUCGAUAUCGUCAUCGGUAACAUCGGCCUUCUCCGUGGAUUCGGUGGCCGCUUCGAGUGCCGGCGGCUUUGAGCGCUACGAUCCGAAUUGCUGUCCCAAUGGACAGCGUCAAGCAGCGCCCACAAACAUGUACCAUUACCUGCCCCAGACCGCGGACGAUCUUCAGGCGCAGCAGGAGAAAUAUCUGCAGGAGCAGCAGCUGAUGCUCGCCAAGGCCGAGCACGAUGAGUUGGCCAAUGGUGGCGGUCCCAUAUAUCCACGACCCAUGUACCAUUACGAUCCCACAAUGGGUCCCUUGCCGCCCGGCUUUUCCGCCAUCAAUCUAUCCGUGAAAAUGGCAGCAGCUCAGGCAGCAGCUGCAGCGGCCGCCUAUCAGAAUCAGCAACAGCAGCAGCAGCAACAACAUCAGCAUCAGCAGCAGCAACAACAGCAACAACAACAGCAACAGCAGCAACAACAACAACAGCAACAGCAUCAUACCAAGCAGAGCAGCUCACCGGUGCCCGCUGUGGGCGGUGGCGCUGCGCCCGCCGUCGACUUGUCGGGCUCCACAUCGGUGACAUCGUCCAGUCCACACGGUUUCAACUCUCCAGCCUCGCACAACCAGUAUAACCAGCGGAUGGGCAACGGCAGUCCGCAACCAGGCGCCAGUCCGAACAUUGCCAGUCCCCAGGUCCCCAGUCCUCAGGGCCAGACACUGGACCUGAGUGUAACGCGACUGCCACACAGCAUUAUUACCAGUCCACAAUACGGCGCACAUGCGGACGGACUUGUUGUGGGCCAUGGACAAGGCUUUGGAACUGCAGCGCCUGGCGCCAUAGGUCCCAGUGGGCCACCACGUUCCCCACAAAUGGAGCCGGUUGACUUCAGCGGACCGCCACGGCCGCUGGGCUUCGGCCUGGUUGGACAUAUUAGUGGACCGCGGCCGUACAGUCGCGAAUCGACACCGGACAGCGGCGGCUCGCACUAUAUAGACACAUACCGCGAUCCAAGUGGCUAUUCCCCACAUCCCGGCUACGGCAUGGUCGUGCAGUCUGACUAUCCACCAGCUGGCUAUCACGGAUAUGGCCCCGCUGCCUAUCAGUGUAGCAAUCCGUAUGCAACCACUGUGGGUCCCGGCGGCUAUCCGACACCCGUUUCCGGUGGCUAUUCGCCCAGUCCAGCUACCUGCUACUCGAUGCCACCGCCGCAACACAUACCGCAGCACGACAAGACAAAAGACGGUUUGACUGGCUGCUCUCGUUCCGAUCGCAAUCAUCUACAGUCGCACUCACAGGAGCUCAAGUGUCCGACACCCGGCUGCGAUGGUUCCGGACACGUCACCGGCAACUACUCUUCACAUCGCAGUCUCUCCGGCUGUCCACGAGCCAACAAGCCCAAGAGCAAACCGAGGGAUGGACAGGACUCGGAGCCGCUUCGUUGCCCCAUACCCGGCUGCGAUGGUUCCGGUCACUCCACCGGCAAAUUCUUAUCACACAGAAGUGCUUCGGGCUGUCCCAUAGCCAAUCGCAAUAAAAUGCGCGUCCUGGAGGCUGGGGGCACUGUGGAGCAGCACAAGGCCGCUGUGGCAGCGGCAACAGCCAUGAAAUUUGAUGCCUGCACCACAGUCAGCAGCCAGGGGAUAAAGAAACCCAAGUUCGAUGAGGUCACUAUGGUGUAUCCCAAGGGUUAUACAGGUGACGCUUCUCUUUCUGCACUAGGAAGCGGCAUGGAUAUCGUCAUUAGUGGAGUCGGUGUUGGUGUUGGCGUCGGCGUUGGCGUUGGCGGCCCAACGGCGGUGGCAUCGUCAUCCCUGCUGCCGAGCAACAGCUCCGGUUCCGGCGAUAAAACAAGCACGGGUGGUGCCGGCAACAGCGCCACCAAUGGGGACAACAGCCAUGGCGAGGAUCUCAACACUCUGGAGGCUGAGAUCUCGGAGCUGCAGCGCGAGAAUGCACGCGUCGAGUCCCAGAUGAUGCGUCUGAAGUCCGACAUUAAUGCCAUGGAGUCGCAGCUCAGCACCAGCGAUCGGGAGGCUUCUCCACUGAGCUCGCAUCAGCAGCGCGGCCCCACUGUGGUUUCGGCGGUCGCAGCGGCCAGCAGCAGCGUUGAGUCCUCACCGAUCAGCAGCAGUGGCAGUGGCAGCAGCAACCACACCAUCACCACCAUCACCUCGAGCAGCGGACGUAAUGGUAAUGCUGCCACCGCUAGCGGUGGGGUUGGCGGUGGCUAUCAACCGAAUCAGCACAAUCCGAGCAUGAUGUCCGCCCAUGUGGAUGCGAGUGGUGCCCACAAUGGGAACCUCAAUAAUUAUUACGAGAGUUUGCGCAACAAUGUCAUCACCCUGUUGGAGCAUGUGCGUCUGCCACCGCCGCCACCACCGCCGACGGCUGUCAGCAGCAGCAGCAGUGUGGGGGCCAGCGGUGGAGCGCAGCCCCAUAGCUUAGAUGGCAGCGGUAUUUGCACCACCGGGCAGCUGCCUGUGCCCACCUGCAUGCCAUCGAGCAAUGAGCAUGCGGCGGCUGCAGCCGCUGUGGCUUAUUCGACGCUGCUUCCACCACCGCCACCACCACCGCCGAGUGCCACACUGGCUUCGGUGACUGCGGUGGCGACCGCCACACCCAUGUACGGCCAUCAUGCCAAUACGCUGGGCGCACCGCCGUCCGGUGGUGCAGCACAACCGCCGCCGCCACCACCACCGCACGCCUACACGGUGCACCAUCCGGGUGGCUAUCCCCACCACCCGCACAGCCAUCCCCAUGAGCAUCUGGACUCCUACAUCUCCAAGCUGCAGUCCCUCUGCGUACCGCCCGAUGUAUACGCCCUGCCCGACGACGGAGUACGCCCCGUCUAUAACUCUGUGAAGCCCAAUAUGCACCAGGACUACAGCAAGCUGAUGCCCACGCCCAUCUAAGAUGUGUGUAAAUACCGUAGAGACCUACCGGGUGGAUUCCAUUGAUCUAAUUGGCAGAGUCUGGGCUUUUUGCUUGCAACUCAACUGUUUCUGAAUUCGACUCGUAGCUCCCAUUAAAUGGGUGCUAGGGGUAUAC
Molecule: messenger RNA, 5512 nt
Organism: Scaptodrosophila lebanonensis
Lineage: Eukaryota; Metazoa; Arthropoda; Insecta; Diptera; Drosophilidae
Exons: 14
Coding region: 1-5376 (1791 amino acids)
Biological process (GO): regulation of transcription by RNA polymerase II
Cellular component (GO): nucleus
Molecular function (GO): zinc ion binding; RNA polymerase II cis-regulatory region sequence-specific DNA binding; DNA-binding transcription factor activity, RNA polymerase II-specific
Source: RefSeq, a predicted model, not a curated record